Molecule: messenger RNA, 1053 nt
Organism: Lathyrus oleraceus (garden pea)
Lineage: Eukaryota; Viridiplantae; Streptophyta; Magnoliopsida; Fabales; Fabaceae
Product: probable peptide/nitrate transporter At3g43790
Exons: 12
Coding region: 1-1053 (350 amino acids)
Biological process (GO): transmembrane transport; regulation of stomatal closure
Cellular component (GO): plasma membrane; plant-type vacuole membrane
Molecular function (GO): solute:potassium antiporter activity
Source: RefSeq, a predicted model, not a curated record
AUGGGAUUUUAUGCUAGAUGGUAUGUGCAACUGGUUAUAUGUUUUAUGAGAAAAGUUUCUAGUUCUUUGUUCCGUAUGGCUAUGGAUAGCAAAAUGUGUAUUAUUUUUAACACACUGUUUGGCCUUAGCACAAGUUUUUCGAUGGCGGUUACUACCCGAUUUUUUCUUGGAUGUUUAAAUGGUUUGCUAGGACCAAUGAAGGCUUAUAGUACCGAAAUAUUUAGAGAAGAAAAGCAAGGUCUUGGACUCUCAACGCUCAGUGCAGCUUGGGGUAUAGGCUUAGUAAUUGGACCAGCAUUGGGAGGUUAUUUGGCUCAGCCAGCAGUGAAAUACCCUCAUCUAUUUCCAAAAGACUCAUUUUGGGAUAAGUUUCCAUAUUUCUUGCCUUCCUUGUCAGUAUCAGCUUUUGCAUUUGUGGUAGCAAUUGCAUGCAUCUGGCUUCCGGAAACACUUCACAACCACCCUCUAAGCAAUGAGUCUAUUGAUGAUGCUGAAGCUUUAGAAACUGGAAACAUAAGUAAUGACGACGACAAAAUAAUCCAAAAAGAUGAAAACCUCUUCCUGAACUGGCCAUUAAUGUCAUCUAUUAUUGUGUACAACAUUUUCUCACUUUAUAAUGUUGCUUAUCAAGAGGUUUUCUCAUUAUGGGUUGUUAGUCCUGGAAGGUUUGGUGGUUUGAACUUUACAACUGAUAAUGUAGGCGAUGUUCUCACAAUAUCAGGUAUUGGUCUUAUUGUCUCCCAGCUUUUCCUCUACCCUUCAUUGGAAAGAGCUUUCGGACCUAUAAAAUUUGCUCGCAUCUCCGCAGUUUUAUCAAUACCUCUGUUGCAAAGUUACCCCUUCAUAGCAAUGCUUUCUGGCAUUACGCUAUACCUAGUUAUUAAUAUUGCUUCUCUUCUGAAGAAUGUUCUAAGUAUGACAAUAAUCACUGGUUUAUUUAUUAUGCAAAAUAGAGCCGUGGAACAACAUCAAAGAGGGGCAGCUAAUGGCAUUGCUAUGACUAUAAUGUCAAUAUUCAAAGCAAUCGGUCCAGCGGGAGGUGGUGCAGUGUGA